AUGAACAGACUCGACGACAUCUUGAGGCGGUACACCGUCCAGGGAGAAGAGGAUACAAAGGACAAGCUUCUCGGGGCUGCCGGCUCGUCCGGCCGCCUCGACCUCGAUCCCAAAUCACCCCCCUUCACAGAAAAGGCCUUCACAUGGGCGGCCUCGCUGACCAAGCUGGCGACGAGCAUUUCCGUGCUGCAGCUCGUCGAACGCGGCCAGCUCGACCUCGACGCCGACCUGCGGCCGCUCAUCCCGGAGCUCCGGCAGGCCCGCAUCCUUCGCGGGUUUGACGACGACGACAAGCCCGUCAUCGAGGCCAACACCAGGCCCAUCACCAUGAGGCAGCUGCUGACGCACACGUCCGGCUUCAGCUACGAGUUCUCCGACCCCGUACUCCUGCAGUGGUCGCGCACGCAGCCCAACCGCCACGUCACGCGCCUCCAGUGGUCCAAGCUGGAGGUGACGACGCCGCUGCGCUUCGCCCCCGGCGAGAGCUGGGGCUACGGCGUCGGGCUCGACUGGGCCGGCCAGGUCCUCGAGGCCAUCACCGGCAAGUCCCUCGGCCAGUACAUGCAGGAGAACAUCCUCGACCCCGUGGGCCUCGCCGACACGGGCUUCUGGCCCGAGAGGCUCCCGCACACGGCGCCGCGGACGGCGCAAAACGUCCAGCGCACACGGGACGGCAGGCUCGCCGCCGCCCAGCCUCCCACCCCGGAGAAGCACGAGAUCGAGUCCGGCGGCGGCGGGUGGUUCACAACGGCCAGCGACUACGCCCUGUUCCUGAGGGCCUUUCUGGCCGGCCGCCUGCUCUCGCGGCGGUCCAUGGCCGACGUCAUGACGCCGCAGCUGAACGAGGCCCAGGCCGAGCACCUGAGCGCCAUAGCGUUCCACCCCAUGGUCCACAACACGUUCGCGCCCGAGUUCGCGCCCGGCACCGUCAUCAACUACGGCCUAGGCGCCAUGUUGAACGUAGACCACGUACCGGGGAAGAGGAGGGCGGGGAGCAUUGCUUGGAGCGGGAUUCUCAAUAGCCGCUGGUGGGUCGAUGCAAAGACGGGCAUCGCCGGCGUCCUCGUUGUCAAUGUCCGGCCCAACGGCGACCCUGUCGUGGCCAAGCUAUACCACGAGCUGGAGCUUGCCGUGUACGGUCAUCUCUUGCGACAGCCCGCCGCUCAGAGUCGUAUCUAG
Molecule: messenger RNA, 1179 nt
Organism: Metarhizium album ARSEF 1941
Lineage: Eukaryota; Fungi; Ascomycota; Sordariomycetes; Hypocreales; Clavicipitaceae
Product: Beta-lactamase/transpeptidase-like protein
Exons: 3
Coding region: 1-1179 (392 amino acids)
Source: RefSeq, a predicted model, not a curated record